Molecule: messenger RNA, 2065 nt
Organism: Dimorphilus gyrociliatus
Lineage: Eukaryota; Metazoa; Annelida; Polychaeta; Dinophilidae
Source: the annotation of a GenBank genome assembly
AAUUGACACUUUUAAAAUGGAACGACGGCAAAGUAAAUCAGAUUCUUCAAUAACGGGAAAGGAGGUUACAAACAGAAAAGUUAAAAAGGAGACAAUAAUGACAUCCUCUGACUCAAGAACAUUCUUGGCAAUUACUACAGACUGUAGAACAAAUUUAAAGCAGUCUAGCUACGGAACAUGUCGAGUUCCGGUUAAUACGCCACAACAGCGUUUGUUCUCGCCGUCAAUAUCGACUACGGAUUGGAAUUCUUUAAUUCCUCAUCAUCAUGCUAAACAAAUGGAAUCAAUAACAGAAAAAUUUGACAAUGUCUACGUUAGAUUUCCUUUUAAACAUGCUGCUUCAGCAUCAGCUACAGCGCGCAACGCCCGACCACUUUCGCCAGGUACAUCGUUGAAACAGAAAACAAGUCAGGCAACGAGACGCGUUGCUAAAGUCAUGGCAAAAGAGAAAAAAGAGGAGAAAGCGAAGAAAAGUGGACGAUUGAGAAGAGGGAGACUAGAAGAAAUGAAUCCGGUUUUUGUAGCCGGUCCAACAAUGAACAAUUGUCGGGGAAUUGUGGCGGAAACUAGGUCUUACUCAGCAAGCCCUAGUCGAAGUUUACAGAGACGCAGACAAAUCUUAAGUACAUUAAACAGAAAUUAUUUACCUGAUAGGCCUCAAACUGGUGAAUCAGUUCAUCAAACCUCCGUAGCUUCUGAUGACGAGAGAGGAGUUACUUUCCAUCAGGAUGGCUCGGAUGUGUACGUCAAGCCUAAAUCUAAAAGCACUUGUAAGGAAGAGUCGAGUGAUAAAGAACAAAGGGAUAAGCCUAACGAUGAUGGCGAUGACAGCGAGGGUAACAACGAGUGCAAAGGUGUUGGGAAAAACGGUAGAUUUAUUUCUAACAAUAGUAGAAACCAAGCAAAAGAAAAUGAAAAGUCCGAUAAAAAGGUUGAAGAACCUAAUUCGGGUAAUCAAGUCAAGUGCUCUACUGCUAAGUUAAAGUACGAUCGACCGCAGAGCGCCUCUUCCACAGAACACGGAAGGAAAAAUAUAAAUUUAUCGAGACCUCAAAGCGCAAAACCUUUCAGGAAUUAUGUUCUUCACGAAGAACCUCAAUGCGAUGGACUCUUGGAUAUUUCAUCCAAAUUUUUACACGCCAGAUGUUCUGGCACUUGCGUUAAAUGCUCAAGGGAAUGCGGCGCCAUCUUGUGUAGAAAAUGCUCAAAAUAUUUUGGUUGGUGUGAGAAUGAUGAGAGAUUAAUUUAUGCAACGGAGAAAAAUAAAAUUAGAUCAACCUCAAUUGACAAUAAAGAAAACCAUUUUAAAAAUAUAGAAAGACUUUCAUACGCUAAGAAUAACCUGAAUACUGAAUAUAAAGAGGAAAAGCUAACUGUUGAGAAUGAUUCAUCGCUUAUAAAUUUAAAUAAAAUCAACCGAAAUGCUUGGACGGAAGAGGCAGUUGAUAAAAUGAAAAUUGAAAUUGAAAGUAGUACAUUAAACAAUGCUAAAGAGAUAAAAAAAUUAAACACGAUUGAUAAAAAGAAUGAUUCAAAUUUAGUAAUGACAACUGUAUACUACUCUACCAAGCCUGAUGAAAUAAGUUCGUAUGAAGCGGAAGUUAGAUCGGAGGCAGUAAAUUCAAUAGGAAGUUUUCGAAAGUUCAAUUGUGAAGAAGAUUCAAUUAAGUUUCGAGUGAACGUUUAUCCACCAAAAGGUUAUGUCUAUUAUUUCUCUUAUACGUCAGAAGUGAUGCUACAAUCUGAAAAGUGCUGGUCAAUUCUAUUUGGUUUUCGACUAACAAAUAGGCCUAAAAAGAGAUACAUGGACAUUGAAAUUGAUGAGAAAAGCUCAGUAGAGGGACAGCUCUUCUUAAUUUCAGAACAACAAUUUGCGGUAAUUGAUCGCCAAUUUGCUCAUUUAGAGAGAAUAGCUUUACCCGUUUGGAUUUUAAAUUGUGAUAAUGAUGAUGUUGGUUUGACCGAGUUAUGCGUGCCUGCUGUUACUUAUACAAGAAAAUUAAAUGAUAAAAGACUUAAUAUUGAUAUUGAACAGUGUAAAGUACAAAUAGAUUGCAUAAAUUAA